UUGGCUUACUACUCAGAGAAGAAAAUCCGUUGUUGUGGAGAGGAAGAAAGGCUCAAGAAAUCCGAGGAGCGUUAAACGUAUAAACAGCGAUUGUUAAACCCCAGUUUUUGCGGGUCGUUUUCUCUCCAACUUGUUUUUUUCCGUUUUGUUUCGCUAACAUGGCUUGUGGAGCAACGUUAAAGCGGUCGAUGGAGUUUGAGGCCCUCCUCAGUCCCCAGUCUCCCAAGCGGAGAAGGUGCAAUCCACUACCGGGGACUCCUAGCACUCCGUCCCCGCAAAGAUGCAACCUCCGUCCCCCAGUCGACAGCCCAACGCAUUCGAUGUCUCCUCCGGCCACUGGAGGCGAACACAGGCUCACCCCAGAGCAGAUCUUCCAGAACCUCCGUCAGGAGUACAGCCGGAUCCAGAGGCGGCGGCAGCUGGAAGGGGCCUUCAACCAGACUGAGGCCUGUAGCUCCAGUGAUGCCCCCAGUCCCAGUUCCUCCCUCAACGCUCCCAGCUCUCCGCCAGGUGCCUCAAGGAAGGACCAGCCCUCGUUCACACUGAAGCAGGUGAGCUACCUGUGCGAGCGGCUGCUUAAAGACCACGAGGAGAAGAUCCGGGAGGAGUACGAACAGAUCCUUAACACAAAACUUGCAGAACAAUAUGAAUCUUUUGUGAAAUUCACACAAGACCAGAUCAUGCGAAGAUACGGAGCCCGGCCUGCUAGUUAUGUGUCCUGAACUCACAUCGAUCCCAGCUUCCUCUCACAAGAUGGCUGCUCUUCUACUGCCCCCCUCCUUCCACCUGAUUUUCAUUUUACUUACCUUUUCUUUUUUUGUUUUUUGUUUUUUGUUUUUUAAACCCCUCCAUCUCAAACCGCUUGGGUGCCAUGGUUUAUCCUCUUUUUAAUCCAAAAGUUGAUUUCUUACUUCAAAACUUUCGCUGCUGGCCAAAAGUCAGAAGAAUCUGAAAGAUAAACUAUGUAUGAAGCCCAUCCCUUUUUUUGCCCUUUUUCUUGUUGAUAUACUCUUUCUGGAAAUCCUGACUAAAGCAGAUCUGUGUCAAAUCUCUUGCCAGCGCUGUAGAAAAAAAGCUUAUUGGCUCAUGUGAUGAUCCUGUAUAACCUUCCAGCAGCUGUAUUUAAAGGCUCCUGCUUUUCACGUCGUCCCACUUUUAUUGCCCCACCGCCCUCCCCCCUCCUACAACUCUACCUGAGAAUGUGGAUUUUUCUCCCUUUUGAAAAAAAUAAAAGUUCUGUGAUUAAAA
Scatophagus argus is the source of this 1248-nucleotide messenger RNA. RefSeq names its product akirin 1 (gene akirin1). Gene Ontology annotation, molecular function: transcription coregulator activity. NCBI's taxonomy places the organism in Eukaryota, Metazoa, Chordata, Actinopteri, Scatophagidae. Gene Ontology annotation, biological process: myoblast migration involved in skeletal muscle regeneration; positive regulation of macrophage chemotaxis; positive regulation of myoblast differentiation. The transcript has 5 exons. The record is from RefSeq and is a predicted model, not a curated record. Bases 159 to 722 code for a protein of 187 amino acids. Gene Ontology annotation, cellular component: nucleus; chromatin.